AUGUUCCCAUUUGGACAAUUGAUAUCAAUGAAAAAUGAAAAUGUAAAAUGUCAAUACAAAUGUAAAAAUAUGUUAACUACCAACUCUUUAUAUGUUGUAAAUAGGAAGGGUGAAAAAGAAGAGGUACAUUUUGAUAAAAUAACAGAUAGAAUUAGUGAAUUAUGCCAUAAUUUAGAUAUGGAUUUUAUUGACCCUGCUGUAAUUGCUCAGAAGGUGGUAAGUGGAUUUUAUAAGGGUGUUACUACAGUUGAACUUGAUAACUUGGCUUCUGAAAUUGCUGCAAGUAAAUUUGUUGAACAUCCUGAUUAUGAAAAAUUAGCAGCUCGUAUUGCCAUUACAAAUUUGCAUAAACAAACUAAAAAUAAAUUUUCUGAAGUUAUGAAUGAUUUAUAUAAUUAUAAACAUAAUGUGACAGGUGAACAUUGUCCUUUGAUAACUAAAGAAAUAAAUGAAAUUAUUCAGAAACAUUCAAUAAAACUUGACUCAGUUAUUGAAAAUGAAAAAGAUUUUAAUUUUACAUAUUUUGGAUUUAGAACACUAGAACGAUCAUAUUUAUUAAGAAUCAAUGAUAAAAUUGUGGAAAGACCUCAAUAUAUGUUAAUGCGAGUAGCUAUAGCAAUUCAUAGAGAAGAUAUUGCUUCUGCUAUUGAGACAUAUUUAUAUAUGUCUAAAAAAUGGUUUAUUCAUGCUUCCCCAACAUUAUUUAAUGCAGGAACUUCUCGUGCACAAUUAUCGUCAUGUUUUUUAUUAACAAUGGCUGAUGAUUCUAUUGAAGGAAUUUAUGACACUUUGAAACAAUGUGCUAUAAUUUCAAAAUCUGCCGGAGGAAUUGGAUUAAGUAUCUCUGGAAUUCGUGCUUCUGGAACAUUUAUUGCAGGAACAAAUGGAUCAUCAAAUGGUUUAAUACCAAUGUUACGUGUUUAUAAUAGUACUGCUCGUUAUGUUGAUCAGGGUGGUAAUAAACGACCUGGGGCAUUUGCAAUCUACUUGGAACCAUGGCAUGCUGAUAUAAUGGAAUUUUUAGAUUUAAGAAAAAACACAGGUCCAGAAGAAGCAAGAGCUCGUGAUUUAUUUUAUGGACUUUGGGUUCCAGAUUUAUUUAUGAAACGUGUUGAACAGGAUCUUCAUUGGUCAUUAAUGUGUCCUUAUGAAUGUCCAGGUCUUGAUAAUUGUUUUGGUGAUAAAUUUGAUGAACUUUAUAUUAAAUAUGAAAAUGAAAAAAGGUUCCGAAAGCAAAUAAAAGCUAGAUUUGUUUGGCAGAAAAUUUGUGAAUCUCAGAUUGAAACUGGUAUUCCAUAUAUGGUUUAUAAAGAUCAUUGUAAUCGUAAAAGUAAUCAACAAAAUUUAGGAACGAUUAGAUGUUCAAAUCUAUGUACUGAAAUUAUUCAAUAUUGUUCUCCAAGCGAAGUUGCUGUUUGUAAUUUAGCAUCAAUUGCACUUAAUAUGUUUGUUGUUAUAAAAGAAAAAAAACCUACAUUUGACUUUAAAAUGCUUCAUGAUGUGACAAAAAUUGUAACAAGAAAUUUAAAUAAAAUUAUUGAUAUUAAUUUUUAUCCACUAGAAGAAGCUCGUUUAUCAAAUCUUAAGCAUCGUCCAAUUGGAAUUGGUGUUCAAGGACUUGCUGAUACAUUUUUGCUUAUGAGGUAUCCUUUCACAUCACCAGAAGCUAAAGAUCUUAAUAUAAAAAUUUUUGAAACUAUUUAUCAUGGUGCACUUGAAGCUUCCUGUGAAUUGUCAAAGAAGUAUGGAUGUUAUGAAACAUUCAAAGAUUCUCCAGCAUCCAAAGGAAUUCUUCAGUAUGAUAUGUGGAAUGUUAUUCCAAGUGAUUUAUGGGAAUGGGAUAUUUUAAAGCAAGAAAUUAUACGUUUUGGUCUUCGCAAUUCAUUAUUAAUUGCUCCAAUGCCUACAGCAUCUACAUCUCAAAUUCUUGGAAACAAUGAAUCUAUUGAACCAUAUACUUCUAAUAUAUAUACAAGGCGAGUUUUAUCUGGAGAUUUUCAAGUUGUAAAUACUCAUCUUCUACGUGAUUUAAUUUCUCUUAAUAUUUGGAAUGAAGGAUUACUCAAUAAAAUAAUUGAAAAUAAUGGAUCCAUUCAAAAUAUACCUGAUAUUCCAAAAGACAUCCAAGAACUUUAUAAAACUGUAUGGGAAAUUUCACAAAAAGACAUUAUUGGAAUGGCUGCUGAUCGGGGGCCUUUUAUUGAUCAAUCUCAAUCACUUAGUCUUUAUCUAAGUAAACCAACUUAUGGUAUAUGUAGUUCAAUGCAUUUUUAUGGAUGGAAACGUGGCUUAAAAACGGGAAUGUAUUAUUUAAGAACUAAACCAGCUUCAAAUGCUGUAAAAUUUAGUGUUGAUAAAACUUCCAUUACCAGUACUUAUCAACAAGUGGAAGAAAAAGAAUCUUUAAUUAAUAAUUCUAAAAAUGGUUCAUUAAGGAAUGAUCUUGAUUGUUAUGCUUGCUCUGGUUAG
Strongyloides ratti is the source of this 2469-nucleotide messenger RNA. RefSeq names its product Ribonucleoside-diphosphate reductase large subunit. Bases 1 to 2469 code for a protein of 822 amino acids. The record is from RefSeq and is a predicted model, not a curated record. Gene Ontology annotation, biological process: deoxyribonucleotide biosynthetic process; DNA replication. NCBI's taxonomy places the organism in Eukaryota, Metazoa, Nematoda, Chromadorea, Rhabditida, Strongyloididae. Gene Ontology annotation, molecular function: ribonucleoside-diphosphate reductase activity, thioredoxin disulfide as acceptor; ATP binding. Gene Ontology annotation, cellular component: ribonucleoside-diphosphate reductase complex. The transcript is spliced from 3 exons.